Caenorhabditis remanei is the source of this 642-nucleotide messenger RNA. RefSeq lists its product as uncharacterized. The coding region runs from base 1 to 642 and encodes 213 amino acids. Gene Ontology annotation, biological process: exocytosis. Gene Ontology annotation, cellular component: recycling endosome. Gene Ontology annotation, molecular function: GTP binding; GTPase activity. Lineage: Eukaryota; Metazoa; Nematoda; Chromadorea; Rhabditida; Rhabditidae. The record is from RefSeq and is a predicted model, not a curated record. The transcript is spliced from 4 exons.
AUGAAUAAUCCACGUGACGAGGAGUAUGAUUACUUGUUCAAAGUGGUCCUCAUUGGAGAUUCUGGAGUGGGAAAAUCCAACCUGCUAUCUCGUUUCACUAGAAAUCAGUUCGAUUUGGAGACCAAGUCAACGAUCGGAGUGGAAUUCGCUACCAGAAGCAUGAUGAUCGAGGGCAAAAAAAUCAAGGCGACAAUCUGGGAUACCGCUGGUCAAGAUCGCUACCGUGCAAUUACCUCCGCCUACUACCGGGGUACCCUUGGCGCCCUGGUUGUCUACGAUAUUGCUAAACAUCAAACUUUCGAAAAUAUUGAGAGAUGGCUGAAAGAGUUGAGAAAUCAUGCGGAUCAACAGGAUAUUAGUAUCAUGUUGGUCGGAAAUAAGACAGAUCUGAGGCAUCUCAGAGCGGUCCCGACUGAUGAGGCAGCAGUUUUUGCGGAGAGAAAUCAGAUGUCUUUUAUUGAAACCUCCGCUCUGGACAGCACCAACGUGGAGGAGGCUCUCCGUAAUUUGCUCACAGCUAUCUACAAAUCAGUCUCUACAAAAUACGGAGUGAAUGAGAAGCCAGUCUACGGGGGUCUUGGAACAGUCAUGCCAAGUGUGCCAACUACGGAACAGGUCAAGAAACAAUGCUGUAAUAUGUAA